GUGAUGGAAGACUACCGGAAGCUCGAGAAGGUCGGGGAGGGCACCUAUGGGGUGGUGUUCAAGGCCUGGGACCCGCUGCUAAAGCGGACAGUCGCCCUCAAGCAGAUCAAACUCGCCAAGUAGCACAACGAAGGAGUCCCCUCAACCUCUCUCCGCUAGAUCUCCAUCCUCAAAGAGCUCCAGCCCCACCCUAACAUCGUCAAGCUGCUGUCCGCCCAGCUCAGCCCGGAUCGCCUCUGUCUGGUAUUCGAAUACUUAGACACUGACCUCCGAAAGUAUCUGCAGGCGCGCAAAGGCAGCCUUUCGAAGGCGGAGCUGAAGAGUCUGGCUCUGCAGAUAGUUAGGGCCUUGGAUCACUGUCACUCCAGGCGCAUACUGCACCGAGACUUGAAGCCUCAGAAUGUGCUGGUGGGGGGACAGGGCCAGCUUAAACUUGCAGACUUCGGCCUAGCGAGAGCACACGGACCGACUAGGCUCACGCUUUCCCGCGAGAUCGAGACCCUGUGGUACCGUGCUCCAUAGAUUCUCAUGGGAGAGCAGCACUACACGGCAGGGGUGGACAUAUGGGCCUUUGGUUGCAUCCUCUACGAAAUGCUGACUGGCCGGCCACUGUUCGUGGGCGAUUCAGAAAUUGAUCAGGCCUUUCAGAUUUUUCGGUAUUUCGGCACGCCUUCAAUCGAAAGGGAUUCUGCCUUUCUGAGCCUUCCUGACUUUAAGCCGACCUUCCCCAAGUUCCGAGGGUGCCAGGCCAGCCUGUAGGGGCUAGAGCCCACCUAGAAAGACCUGAUCGAGAAGACGGUGGUGCUGAGCCCCAGCCAGCGGAUAUCGACCAGAGCGAUCUUAAACCACCCGUUUUUUACCUCCAGUCAACAGUGA
Messenger RNA from Hippocampus zosterae (dwarf seahorse), 876 nucleotides. RefSeq lists its product as uncharacterized. The record is from RefSeq and is a predicted model, not a curated record. Gene Ontology annotation, molecular function: cyclin binding; ATP binding; cyclin-dependent protein serine/threonine kinase activity. Gene Ontology annotation, cellular component: cyclin-dependent protein kinase holoenzyme complex; nucleus; cytoplasm. Lineage: Eukaryota; Metazoa; Chordata; Actinopteri; Syngnathiformes; Syngnathidae. Gene Ontology annotation, biological process: regulation of gene expression; protein phosphorylation; regulation of G2/M transition of mitotic cell cycle. The transcript has a single exon.